Molecule: messenger RNA, 4217 nt
Organism: Ooceraea biroi (clonal raider ant)
Lineage: Eukaryota; Metazoa; Arthropoda; Insecta; Hymenoptera; Formicidae
Product: neprilysin-1
Biological process (GO): protein processing
Cellular component (GO): plasma membrane
Molecular function (GO): metalloendopeptidase activity
Source: RefSeq, a predicted model, not a curated record
GCGGAACCCGGCAAAUGUGGCUCUGUGCACGGUGAGCCGGGGUUACGGGGGCCGUGUGGCCCGCGGGGCCCGUGCUGGUGGUGGUGCUGGUGGUGGUGGAGGUGGUGGUAGUAGAUUACGUGGCGAAGCGCGGCUGCCCUUGAGCCCCCGCACUUUAUGCGCCUCCGGGGCUGGUUCUCGCGGGGGGCACGGUGCGGCAGCGACCGUGGCUACCGGGGGUGGUAUCGGGGGUACGGACGACGCCGGCAUCGGGUUACCGGACGAGCCGAUGGUGCACGUGGAACGUUCGGCGCAUCAGGGUACAUGGAUAUGCUGCGUGCCCUGUUACUGGGUGAGGAGGAGCAAGGCCGUGCACAAGGCCUUGCUCACCUUUGCGAUGGUGCUGGUCACCAGCCUCCUGGUCACCAGCCCGGUGCUCUUUCUCAUCACGACCUUACCGGAGGGGGAGCAGCCGCGGAAUUGCGCGCCAUUGGAUGAGGCUUGCAUCAGGGAGCGAGAUGGGCCCGACGGUGUUUGUAACACGGACAUUUGCGUAGAGGCUUCAAAGAGGAUUCUAACGUCCAUGAAACGAGGUGUCGAUCCUUGCAAAGAUUUUUACAAGUUUGCCUGCGGUGGUUUCCGCGAUCAGCAGCCCUAUCAACCGAGCGCAAGCUUCAACAUACUUCAAGCGCAAACUGACGACCGUAUACACAGAGCUUUGGCGAAUGAGACGGGGCAAAUGGUUACCGCAUUUGAGAAGCUUGGGCAAUUUUACAACGUUUGCCAAGACUUUCAGAAAAACCCCGUAAAUUUUACACCCGUUUACGAGCUCUUAAAUGAACUUGGUGGCUAUAUACCGCCAAAAAGCACGGCAUCAAUCGACAUCACCCCUCUGAUUUCCGCAUUACUGAAAGUAAAUGGCGCGCCUCUCUUUGACUUAUACGUCAACGUAGAUCUUUACGAUCGCACAAAGUCAUCCCUAUACCUCGAUCUACCUACCAAAUACCAAAAUCACGAAUUUCUCGCAAAGGACCAGAAAAACAGAGACGUACAAAGAUCGCGUAACAUUCAAGAGAUUGUUCGAGGAUUCUUGCCAAAAAAUAUGAGUCCUAAAGAACAAUCGUCGGAGAUGGAUCUGCUUUUGCAGUUUUGCUUAUCGCUCGAAAAGAUUUAUCCAAAGCACAAAGACUUGUACAAUUGGGUGGACGUUGAUCAGAGGGUAUACGUUGCUUACAAUGUGACUUAUCUUCAAGAGAGCUUUGGUUACAUAAGAUGGAGAUCGUUACUAAACGCAACGUUAAGCUACCGUAUAAACGAAAUAGACUUGCACGACGAUAAUAACGAUACGAAUCGUGUACAACGACCACCCUAUGUUGCAUCUGAGGACCAGAUUUACGUUUAUGUUACGGCACCACGUUAUUUCCGCAAUCUCGGCAAGCUACUGAGUCGUUCCUCCAAACGGAUUAUUCAUAAUGGGCUGCUGUUGCUCUAUGCCAUGGACACGUUGCACGAUAUCGUCAACGUUACUGCCGUCAAAGAUUGGGAAGCUUCUUGCUACGGAUUGACCAAAAGCCUUUUCAGCGAAGCAGUCAGUGCGCUCUACGUGCGACAAUACACUCCGAAGUACCUGGAUACUCUAGUUAACAGGGUGACGGCAUUAUUCCAACGUGUGAAAGAGACAAUAGCCGAACGUAUAUUAGUGAAGUCAUGGCUCGAUGAUGAGACCAGGACGCAAGCUUUGUUGAAGCUGAAUGCUUUACGUGGACGAUUUCACGUGUCGGCCGCAUUUUACAAUGACACUUUGCUGGAACGUGAAUUAGCUGAGGUCGUGAUCGAUACGGAUGACUUUAUCGCUACCGUCUUGAGAAGAUUCCGCCAGAUUCGGAGAGCAAAGGACCAAAACUCGUUACAAAGAUACGCAAUGGAAAAACGUUUCUAUCCUUACUCUGUGCACGCCUAUUACGAGUCCUCUACAAAUACGAUCGGAAUUCCAUUGGCUAUGAUGACAUCCUGGGCGUGGUCAUGGGAUGGUGGACCGGCUUAUGCGGUUCACGCUACGCUAGGAUCGGUCAUCGCUCAUGAGAUUCUCCAUGCCUUUGAUUUUCACCGUCGUAGAUUGCCUAUAGAUCCAGAUCUGAAUGUUGAAGAAUGGCUCUGGAUCACGCCUGAGUCGUGGAAACGAUUGGAGACCCGAAUAGAAUGCGUCGCGAGACUUUACGCCAGGAGUUUUUGGCGGAAGGUUCAGUUUUACGGGAAUGACGUCGCUGUACAGUUUGACUGGAACAUGACGAGAAAUGAGAAUGUUGCGGAUAUCGGAGCUCUGCAGAUUUCUCACAAGACCUGGCACACUUUGACGAACGGAAAGGAUCGGAGUCUCCCAGAAUUAGAAGGGCUAAGGCCUAGUCAACUUUUCUUUAUAAGCGCGGCUCAGGUAUACUGCGUUAAUACAACUGCCGAGGCCUACGUUUUCUCCGUCGAGUUCGACUAUCGUACUCCUCAUCCGGAGAGAGUAAACGGUAUAAUGAUGAAUUCACAAGCAUUUGCGGAGGCGUUCCGCUGUCCACUUGGAGCAAAAAUGAACCCUCCAAAUAAGUGUACGGUUUGGUAAUGCGUUUUUGUAUAUCGUCGAUUACGUGCAAGAGAAUAAUUAUAUUCCGUUUGAUAUUCUCUGCAACUGUGACAAAUUGUGCAGAAAAUUUGAGAAUAGCAAUUAGGACAGGAAUUAAUAUUGCAUAAAGGAACAGAAGUUUGCCGUUCUACGUGGACUCUACUUAGCAAUUUAAUCUGCAAGAUUCUCAUCUUCAGCCUCUCAACUGUUAAAGGGCACUACGGAAAUAUAUUUGCUCGGAAAUAAUCGUCAUUUUUUCUAAAAUCGUAUAUUACAUAGGAUAAGAGGGAACAUUUUAAACUAAAAAAAGUUAUUAUCCGCCCAUUACGCUGUGAAACUUGUCUGAAACUGUGAAAAAUGAAAAGCAAACCGAUUGUAUUUGAACGAAAACAAGUGAUUGUACUUGAAUUGUAUGGAAUAGCAAUAGAUUGCAAGAAAUUGCAAUCAGCAGUAAGAAAUUGUAAUUUACGACUUGUUACAAUUUACACUGAUUUAUAUUUGUGAUGAACUAUAUGAAAUUGUAACAAUGCGUAAGAAACGUAUGGACAAAUAAAUCGAUGGUGUCCGAUAAUCAGCAAAAAUUGGAUUUACAUGCUCUUUAAUGCUAUUGUUAAAAUAUUAAUGAAUAUAUUGACAUGUUAUAUUGUUACGGUGCUGGAAAGUUUAUAAUAAAAAUGAUAUAAUAAAAAUGAAUCUGUGAUAAACGUUUUCUCUUGGAUUUCUGACGAAUUCGUUUUUUGUUGAUAAUAACGGACGCCAUUGAUGCGAUACAAAUUUAUUACGGAAAGUAUUUUCGCGCACUUUGCUUUGUACGAGGCUACUAGAGGGAAGAUAAGUCACAUGUGCAGAUUGUUCGCUUGAAUUGCUCAUAAAUGUGCCGUGAAACAAGGAAAACGGAUUAUACGGAUUAUGUCGAAUCGAAUUCAUUAUAAUUGCGGUUUUUUCGUCAGAUCUGACUCGAUUUCUCAAAAACGGUAUUAGAAUGCGGAAACUGAUUUCAUGGAUCUUCAAAAGUGGGAUAUUGUUAAACACACAAGCGAUCUCGUCUCAUUUUAUUCACUUAAAUUCAUGUUAACGGGGAUUUCAAGAGACCUUGCCUUAAACGCCUGAAACCGUUUUUAUAGUGAUUGUCGACUAUACAUAAUAUUCGAGCAGGAAAAUUAAAAUUUACGUGCGUUGUUCAAGAAACCGAAUCUUAGAAAUUGUGCGACGAACGUUGUACGUGUUGUAUGCUAUUACACUGUUUUAGAGAGCUAUUUUUAUCUGAUCAAAUAUUGCAGAUGUUGCUUCAUACGACCUAGAUAAUUCUAAUGUACAUACAUUUUGUAAAGCUUUUCGCUCGAAGCGUGUUCUCAAGUGAUACAUACAAACGAUAGUCAAUAACGUAUAUUUUCUCGUAGAAAAAUUAGAAGACGUAGAAUGGAGGAGUAGAGAAACUAUUAAAAGCGAUUGGAUACGCUUGAGUUAGAUGUACGCAAUGUGCUACAAAUAGAAGUCUUGCCUGAAAAUUCGAAAGCAAAACGGCACUUCUCUCUUUGAUUCUCCCUUUGAUAUAUCUAAUACAAUUGAAAUUUUAACAGUCUCUAAUUUUUAUAGUCUCUAACUCGUAAAUAUAUUAUAUUACAGACUA